Messenger RNA from Symbiodinium sp. CCMP2592, 5223 nucleotides. The record is from the annotation of a GenBank genome assembly. NCBI's taxonomy places the organism in Eukaryota, Dinophyceae, Suessiales, Symbiodiniaceae.
AUGGACUCUGCCGGCGACGCGCAAGCGCUGUGCGCCCAGUUGGAGCUGAGCCGGGAGGCUUUCGAGGCUGAUGAAGCGGCGCGGGCAGAGGCCCUCAUGCGCGAGGUGGGGCUCCUGGAUGAACCAGACUUGUCGGAGCCCGUGCCCGAAGUGAAUGCGGCGGAGUCCGACCUCGUGAAGCAGGCGGAGCGCUUCCUCCUGCCCUUUGUUACAGAUGCCAGCAUGCCCAGUCAGACGAGCACAACUUCUCCGAAUCCUUCGCACGUGGCAGCUCCUGGCCAACUGCCAGCACCACUGCUGGACGCGGCGCCACCACCGCAGUCGCCAAGCUCUCCUUUGAUAGACGGAGACGGAGAGGGAGAGCUACCACCGCUGUCGCCACGGCGGGAGCCGCCGGGCCCGGCGGGCCGAGAAGAGGCCGCUGGCCAGGAAUCGCUCACCUUCGACGUCGCAAGCGAGCUCAGAAGGGCGCCUCCGCAUGGUGAGCCACGUUGUGCCGCGGCGGCGGCGAUCCCGCCGCAAGAGGAGUCUGAGUCCGGGGAUGGCCGUUCGCCAUCACUGGAGCUACGGUCGCCGCCGAAGGCUAAGCGGGUUCAGCCCAAGGCCAAGACGCAGAUUCUUCAUCCUUCGGAGGAUGAGGACGCAGCUCUCUUGCUCCUGCCCCCUGCAGAGCGCAAGCGGAGGCGGAUCGAAUUGCUGACGCAGGCUGAAGACGAGGCGUUGAUCAAGCGACAACUUCUUGAGAAGAUGGCAUGCUUGGCGCAGGCCGCUCAUGGUGAAGUGCCAGAAGAGCACCUGGAAAUGCCAUUUGCUGGACCUGACGUUCAAUGGGACGAGGAGCCAUCUCAUACCACAACCGAUGGUGCAGCCGUUACAGACCUCGUGGACAGCAUCGAGCAAGAGGAACCGAGGGCCAGGGAAGACGAGCAAAGCCGGCAGCUCUCCGAACUGAAGGCGAAACUGCGCGGCCUGAAGCAACACCUUGAGGCGGACAAAGACUAUCUGCCGAAGCUUGCGUUCAACAUCCACAAGAAGGUGCUGAGUCGAGGAUCGCCGGACAAAGUUUCGUACCCGGUCCUGCAGGUGUUCAGCCGAGCCUUCUGUAGCCCCGAGCUGGAGGAAGGCGGGCGCCGCCUGGUUUUUUUUGCGUUCAACGAGCUCUGCCGGCCUUUGCAUAAAGACCCGCAGAACACUCGCAGCAAGUACGUCCGCCACGCCGCCUGGCAGUUCAUGAAGGCCGUGACGACGGUCGAAAUGAAUGACAGAGAGAGGGAUUUCUACGUGCGCUUCUGCCGGAAGCACUCCCGCAGCUCGAAUGACGCCUCUUGGAUCUAUCGUGCUGCCGGCUCGUCCCUCACCAAAGCGAAGGACGAUUGGGAUGAGCUGAUGUCGAAGUGGGAGUUUGCGAUGAGGGGGCGCCAGACCGUGAGCACGACGAUCGCCAGCCCCGAUGAUGAGCUCGAUGCGCUCUUGAAACGCGUGGACGGCGUGGAGCGACGUAUGAUCCGGGGCCCACCCUCCGACCGGCUGGAGGGUAUCGCCUCUGCACUGUCCCACGCGCCUGCUCGGGCCGCGAAGGUGCAAGGCCUCGCCUUCCUGAGUGUCCACGUGAUGCAGCCGUUCAUGACAUCGCCUGGCAUGGAAGAGUUUCAGCAUGGUCUCGGUGUGUUCCUGGGCUACGACGGCCAGGAAGAUGUUUUGUCAGGGCCAGUGGCCGAAAACUGGGACGAGGCCUGUGUGACAAUGGCGUACCGGAAAGGAAGUGGCGUCAGUGCGAAGGCCGUUACCUUCCCGGCUUGCCGCGGUUCGGCCUUUAUCACAGCAGAGUUCCGCUCCGUGCGGCCUGUGGUCUCUUCGGAUCUGAUGCUUGCGGAGCCCAAGAAGCUUCUCGUAGACGGCAAGCAGGUGGACUGCAGCGACUUCGUGCACGGAAAGGAGAUAGAGUUCACCCUCAGCACCGGCGAUUCAUGGCUUGUCGUCUUCCCACCCGGGAUGGGAUGGGUCUGCAAGGCCUGGCCUUUCCGGCUGCUAGCUGCAAAGCCGACGCCGCCGAAAGGUGCGGCGGUCCAGCUCGCCAUGCUGAAGGGCAAAAACCCAGGCUUGGACGUGCAGCGCUGGCAUUCCUUGGUUCGCCAGCACGCGGGUGCAUACCCAGUCGCCUCGGGCGUCAACUUCAAGGUCGGUCUGAACGCAGAUGACGCAGAGGUCAGUUUCAACUGGGCUGGCUACGUGCGCACCGUGCCUGGUUACCUCGAGAAGGAGCUUCGCUUCUCCGAGAUGGCCGAGCUAAUCAGCGACUUCUCAUCUCCAGUUUGGACCGCUACAGCAGAGAAUAUUGCAUCCUCGAUGCUUCACGAACAGCGCCUGAAGGCAGGCUUCCCCAACGGUCUCCACGACGUGCAGCCGAACUCGGCACUGCAGCUUGGAGACGAGACCAAUCUCACAGAUGAGGAGGCGAUAGACAGGGUGGUCCGCCAUGGCGUGCUUUCUCAGAGGCAACGCCAGGCGCUGGCCCGGGAGCACUUGACCGUGCAGCGUGCUAUAGCCAAGGUCCUUCACUUGGACUACGCGGGAGGUCAUGGUGGCUCUUUUGCCCAGAAUCAUCAAGUGCACCGCCAUGGCCACCGCCGACACAAGCGAGGCAAGGCCUCCCACACUCCGCCGGAGGAUGCGCCCUCCGACGCAGGCGAAUGCCUUGCCCAGGUGGGAACCGGCCUAGACAAGGACGAGUUGAAAGCAGUGUUGCAGAAGAAGGAGACGACGGCGAACAUAGGAUUGGACGUUGUGAAUAAGAUGGAGAAGACCCUGAAGCAGACUGUCACCGAAGGGGUGACAAAUGCUUCGCAGGCUCUUUACAACUUCGUGACCAAGCGGCUGGUCUGGACGAUUGCCGUGAAGGCCUUCCCGAUUCCCUGGGCAUGGCCGAGCAUUCUCUUCGGCUGUGGGCCGCUGUAUCAGUGCACGAAGGAGCUCCUCGUGAUCGUUGAGCCCCUGCGCCAGCUGAUCUGGAAAACAGUCGCGGCCAUGGCGAAGCUGGUGAAUUGGAUGCUUGACACUUUCUCGAGCUACUUCGGCGGCGAGAAGAAGCAGGUGGCUGAACCAAAUGCCGACCUGGAGCCCAACCUGCACCAUCUCUUCAGUGAUGCAGAGAUUCUCGGGCUGGACUGCAUCAAGUGUUCCGCGAGACUUGCUGCUGGUAUCACCGUCGAUGCGAUUCCUCCCUUAGCCGUCUCAGUUCUGACCAACUCCGCGACGAUCACGGAGAUUGUUGGCUCAGAGAACAACGUGGUGAAGCAGUGCUACGGCACAUGCUUGAAAAAACAAAUGCAGGUCCUGAACCGCAUCAUCACCGGAGGAGGCAAUGCGGACACGGACCAGUACUUCAAGCGCGGCAACUGCAACCAGCAUGCGGUCGGCAUGUGCCUGGUACUGGAGAAGACACGGGAGUGCAAGAUGGAGAUCAUGGCCGACGGCAAGCUCAGAACGGAGGCAACCUUCCAGGAGGGUGCGGACGCGCAGCGCAACGUCUGCAACGCUCUGAAGGGCGUUCACCUUCACCUCAUCCGAGACGAAGAGAGGGGCAUCAUCUGCCCUGAAAACAAGCACAAAGGGAGCAGGAUGGACUUGGGCCAUGCCUGCCACAAAGUGAUGGACGAGCUCAUACUCUACAACGAGAUGUGCGAAUCCCACGAAGAGGAGCAGGGCUGGACCGCUUGGGCCAUGUCCGUAGGCACAGUCGCGCAGUACAAGGACGAGAAGCCGAUCAAUUCCUGGGAUGAUGCAAAGCACAAGUGCCUGGAGCUUUUCGGCUGCACAUCCCUGUUGAACAAGCCCGACAGGCCAGAUGUGGAGAGAGGUCUGGAAGCUUUCAAAAACGUUCUCCGAGAGAUAUUAGACAGUGCUCCGAGAGACUUCGAAAGGGAUCAGAUCAUGAAAACCGUGGACGAGUGGAGGUCCAAGUCCAUGGCCGGAGCGGACGCCUUCGAGAUCGUAGCACAGGAGUGGGUCGCGCACGAGGCCGAAGAAGAGCGCAUGGCCUGGGUGCGCGACGACGAGAAGCUCAAAAAGAUCUUCGAGCAAGACAUUUGGAGGGACCAUUGCUUCGCAUUUGGCAAGCCCAUGACCACCGAGUUCGACAGCUUGUACAAGAACUACGCAAAGCCAGACAUGGCCUUCUUCGACGCCCUUACGCGGGAGAUGGGCCUCACAGAUGCCGUUCUGCAGCUGCUGUGGCCUGUCCAUGUGCCACUGCUGGAUGAGGAGGUGCGGGAUGCCUUAGACUCGGCGACCCAGACGCCUUUCCGCGACUUGCGUGGCUUGCCGAAGCCGUUAGUGGUCAGAAAGCCAGUGGUCCUGCACUUCGAGCUCUACCCAUUGAACCCUGCGACAGAGUUCGGCGGGCGGCAUCCCUUGCCGACCAGCGGGAUUCUUCGAGAGGCUUUGGAAGAGGCGCUCAUGGGAGGAGGUGAGCGCAUGGCUGGAUCAAAGUUCGACGGCGAGAAGCCGGACAGCGAGUUCGAGCUCCCUGAGAACGUGAAACUCGGAGUCGGCGACACCUACUUCAGUGGCAAGCUCGCUGCCCGCAUGGCGCGGCUUGUGACUAUUGCCGCGGAGAUGGGGAAGUCCGACGAGGAUUUUGUGAAGAGGAUGUUGGACGACCUGCAGACGACCUGCGAGGCGUGGCUGACAAAGAGCGGCAGCACCCCCUUUAUUUACGAUCGCUCCUGGGGAGGCUUGGUCUCCUGUGGAUGCACUUACGACGACUGUUGGAACAGCUGCGCUCCGCACUGCUCCAACGAUGCAUCGAAGCCUUCGACGUGCCCGGCGCUGCGUAACGUAGGCUACAACUUCGGAAACGGCUACUACAACGACCACCACUUCCACUACGGCUAUUGGAUUUACACCACAGCGGUGCUGGCAAAGUUCCGGCCCGAGUGGGAGAAGAAGUGGAGGGAACCUGUGCUGGCCCUGAUCAGGGACUAUGCCAACCCCUCCUCUGCAGACAAGAAGUUCCCCGUCGUGCGGCACAAGGACAUCUCGGACUGGUUCCUGUGCUUCUCCUGGGCCGGCGGAAUCAAGUUCGAACCACUUGGAAGGAACCAGGAGAGUGUUAGCGAGGCGAUCAACAGCCCCGGGCUUAGCAAGACCUUUUGCCCCAACAUGGCCAAUGACAAAAUGUUGAAUCUUGAGCACGGCGGGGUCGUGACAUGCAACGGCCUUUAG